AUGGAUGCAUCGACGUCGGCGACUAUCGCGGCCCUUGUGGUUGCGAUCCUCGCCAUGAUUGUGGCAAUGCUGCAAGCAGCACAGCAAUACAUCGUGACGGGUCAGCUUAUCCGGCUCUGCGAUUCGGUCGUAUUUGGGAAGAUGCCGGGGCAAGGACGGCGAGUCUGGCAAAUGCAUCAAUUCAGGUUUCGCAUCGUAUAUUCUAUUCCACAGGUCAGUUUGAGGAGGGAUUUGUGGCCGGAGACGCUCCCUCACAUCCCCUCGUACGCCAAGGGGUCGAGGUCCUUGCCUGAUCUGGGAUUUUUGGGGUUAACCCAAGGAUUUGAGCUUGAAGCUGCCAAUGGUGGGAGUCAGUCGGUGUUGGUGUCAGCUGGGGAAGCGUCCUGGGUUUCUUUUUGCAGAGCAGCCCAGCUUUCCAGUGGACACUCCAUGGUACUGGAUCUGGUACAAGGCGACGCCGAUCGAUGUCCACCAGACCUACCAAAUGUCCCAAUACAGAUGUCAAUGCGUGACAUCGCAACCUUGGGGUUAAUGACGGGCAUGAAGUGCACCCAAGCCUCGUUUGACGGGAAGUCUCUCUCCAUGCAGGGAGCGAUCGGUACCAUCACUACCUCCCAGCACCCAUCGUUAGGCCCACUUCUGCAUUUCAGCCCUCGGAACAUGUCUAUCGCAGAGAUUCGGGAGCUUACAGUUGGCACUGGUGAUAUAAGUCCGUUUUGGAUGGCGCGAAUGUGGGACGAGGUCGUUGUGGCGGGUCGUCGAUACACCCGCAAGGACAGAGUUCAAGUCGAGCGAGAAGAAGCCUUCUGGGCUGACAGACCUCGAGAGAGGGCAUUGGUCCCGGCCACACGAAACUGUUCCCCUCCCCCGGAUUCACUCUACGGCCUUCGUCGGCGAGUCAGUGUAAGGUCUUCUAUGACAACCAACUCUGUUUCAAACCAGCCGACAGACAUAAAACCUUCCCCAACCGGCUUAUUUGGGUCCCAAUCACUCUGUAGGGAAGGGCGACCACUAUGGACGCGAUCUGAUGGAGACUGGCACUUGGACAACAGCCCUCCAGGCCCCCGGGUGGUAUCUCUGAAUCAGGCACCUGCGGGGUCAGAGAAGCAGGAAAUGGGUACUACGUCGAACAUGAAUAUGAAGAUCAAAUGGAGGCUCUGGAAUAAUCGGCUUCGAUCAUUCAUACGCCAAGACAAUUCAUCCGUCUCUGAUAAGCACCAUGAUCCAUUUGUCGCUGAGAUCGAGAGUGGAACAUCUCAUGAUGGGGAGAUUGGUAUUUCCCAGAUCGCGAUGUCAUCAUCCACCGCACGAUCAGAUCAUAUUCGCGUUAACAAGCAUAUGCACCCUAUGGACAAAGGAGCAGAGCUGCAACCUCGCUGGCUUAUUCGAGACUACAUAAAUCAGAAGCAAAAGGAUCUCACAGUCCUUCAUGAUGACGAGUUGACCCGCGACGGACCGCGCUUGAUUGAAUGGUAUAACGAGGAGGAACUGGAAAUUCCAGAGUUGAACGGAGCUCAGAGAAAGAUUGCAAAUGCCGUACUGGAUGUAUGGGCGGGCGCAGCCUAUGACUUGGGUGAACAUCGCCCUGCAUUUUAUGCUCGAAGGUGGCGAUUCAUCGUCCAGCAACGGCAAGCAGAGCGCGAGAGACGGCCAAUCUCGCGGUCAAGGACCAUCGAUCAAGGGUCCCAUGUCCGCUCGCGUCCUCCGUCUAGGAAAGAUGUCGAAUAUGGGGACACAGUUGUGUCUCCAAAUAGCCGAAUCAAUGAAAGGAUCGCCUUGCACUCAGAAAGCAAAAGCCCAGUAUCACCUGAUAGUGACCACAGUCACCCGCAAUCUCGUGUCGGCUUCGAUCAUGCAAUUCAAGUCUUUCAAACUUCAAGUGACGAGGAAGAGGAACUAGAGGAUGAAUCUAGCCAUAUCUCGCCCGUCGGUCAUGGAGUCAGGUCGGAGAAGUGGCCAGCAGAAGAGUCAAGUUUCCAUGCGAAUUCGAUACCUCCAUCAAAAGGAAUCCCAAAAGGAAUCCUCAGGCCGCCCAGAGAGAGUUUUCCAGAAGACCCAAAUCCUAUUCGUGAAGGGGUCGCUCCGCUGAAAGAUGCUAAGCUUGAUGGUAUCCCAUCCGGGGCCCGGUGGACUAGAAUUGAUCGGAAGCUAGUCAGCCCCGAAGUUUUGGAGAUGGGGAAUGAGAGAUUUGAGGUGACACCAUCUAGUGUCAUCGUGCUGCGAGUACUCACAAAACAAGAAGUUCAAAGAUAUGCAGCGCUGACACAUAGGAUGCAAGUACUCCUAGGAGCCAUCAUAUCCUCCACCAUGAGCGAACUGUGGAUUCUGAGUGGAGUGCAUCCAUUAAGUUAG
This is a messenger RNA of Penicillium chermesinum, 2352 nucleotides long. RefSeq lists its product as uncharacterized. Bases 1 to 2352 code for a protein of 783 amino acids. The record is from RefSeq and is a predicted model, not a curated record. The transcript is spliced from 3 exons. NCBI's taxonomy places the organism in Eukaryota, Fungi, Ascomycota, Eurotiomycetes, Eurotiales, Aspergillaceae.